GGAUUAGAGGCACAAAGUAACCCCGCGGGGUUCUAUGAGAUACACCUCGUCCUCAUCACACAGGCACUAUAAUUAGCUGUGUGGGUGUAUUCUUGUGUGAAGGUGGAGAUCAUGGUGUUUAUUCAAAGCAUUUUACUUUGUAAAAUAGAAUGAGUUCAAGCCCAAGAACAUCAAGAAGAAGAAGAAGAAGGUGAGUGUUAUCAUGUCUGUGGACGGAAACAGAAGGUAAGGGGGGCGGGGGUCUCAACGAUAGGAGAUGGAUUGGGGCGUGUGGCUAUGUGGGGUUUAUUUUGGAUAAUCUCUGAAGAGGGGUUUGUAUGAACGCUGUCUGUUGGUGAUAAGUGUGUGUCGGGAUGGGAUGGGGAUGUUUUGGUGUCUACAGGGAUGUCAACAACAGCAACAGCACUUGACUGUAUCGUGCUGCCAGGGAGCUAGCAUGUUGCACUUCUUUAGGCUGUGUUACGUAGGACUGACACACACACAGUGAUACGGCUGCUUCUUGCCAACAGGAAACUGUGAUAUGAUAAUGACAUGUAUUGAGGUCAGCUGGCCCCGUUCCUUACAAGAAGGAGCAGGAUGAUUCCCACAGCAGCAACAUUAUCCAGGUCACCAACCAAAAUCUGGGAGGGGCCUAAAAUACUGUAAUUCAACCAAAUGACUAUCAACUCACUGUAACUUAUUGUAGGUCUAUUUAUAGAGGAACUUAUUCAGUUGUUUAGUGUUAACAUAUUUUUUUAUAAGACAUUGGCCUAUAACACAGAGUUGGAAGCAGACGUUCAGCAAUGACUCUACUAUAGACUUCUAGUGUAACAAAGAUGGUUCUGUACAUAUUUAAAAACUUAGAUGUAUUGAGUUUCAGUGGGUUUUUAGAAUGGCUUUACUUUUCCACAGUGCAAAUGUCAGUGUUCCAUUUAGGCCUUGUGGUUUCCUGGGUCCUGAUUCUGGCAUUGGACAGAAUAAUCCUCAUAGUAUCCUCAUCCUCAUAUUCAAUCUCAAUUCCACAUGAUAUGGAAUUAAAUGCAACUGUGGUUUGAUUAUGUCACAAUCAAUAGAAGAGUCUUUGGUUACUAUGGCGUUGUUAACCUAGAUGAACUGUUAGUCAUGCGGUCGUGAUUAUGACUCAAUAUGUCAGAACACUGAGAAACACCACUGCUGUUCUGUCCAUAGAAAUAGAAUUAUGUUCUAGUUCUCUGGUUCCGUCAUUCAAGCACAAGACAGAAAGUUGCCUGAAGGCUGUGGAUCAUUGUAUUGUUGACCCAGACGGAGUGUACUUCACAAGGAUUGUCUUUUUCUGAGAAAGCUAACCAUGGAUAACUCUCCUGAAGUGAACCAGGAGCAGGGAGACAUACCAAUGAUCCCAUUGGUCCAUGAGCCCAUGUCAGGCUCCUUGAUGACAACAUGCCUAUGGCACCUGAAGCGGAGCGGAUCCAACUGAAGAACGUCACCCCUGCACAGUGGGACAGAAUCCUCCCGAUAGGAAUCAUCCAGAGGGAGGAUCCCAACCAGAACCAAUCAUUCCAACAAGGCGUCAUCCCAAUCAAAAACAAUGGAAUGGAACAGAUGGAAUAUCAUGGACCACCUCCACCUCCCAUCAUCCCCAUGGUGGGAUCCUGGGACGCUGGAGUGAAUGCUCCACGUUGUGGAGAUUUCUAUGCCAGGAGAAAAGAUAUCCGGAGUAGAUAUGUGGCGGAUCCUGCUUUAAUGACCAUCACCAAGCCAGAACACUUCGAGGCCAACCCUCAGAGACAGGCUGGCAGUUGGCCGGUGGCUAAACCUCAGCGCCCAGCACCCCCAGUACAGAAAACACGAAACAGUGGAGGCUGGCUCAGGUGGUUCUUCGGUGAAAAGGAAGAAGUUCCUCAGAUGACAAGGAUACCAGAUGACAAGCCUAAUUCUAUUGUCUGGGAUCAAAACCUGCACAGAUGGGUUGAUGCAAGUCCCAUGCCCAAGACUGAGAACAAGCCUGUUCCACCUCCUCCCCCGAUGGGGAUGUAUCUGGGGAACUCUAGUCUCCCCAAAGGAGUGAAUCCUUACUCCAUGAAAGCAGCAGAUCAAGGAAGCCUAGGGGACAGGUAUCCCAAGCUAUUGUACCAUGGUGGGAUCACCACAACGCCUCCAUACCAGGGUCCUGGAUCGCUCCCUGCCCAGCAUGCAACACUCAUGGCACCGAUGACUGUGCCAUUCGAUGUUGACAGGCAGAAACUUGGCCCAGGCACUCUACCCUUUUGAGAAUCGACACUGAGCAAUCCUUCUGCAACGAUUUAUUUAAUUAGCUUUAAUAUACAGCAACACUUGGCUGAAGUUGCAGUGAUUUUUAAGCUAUUUAUUUUUGUCUCACAGGUCGUUUUCCAGGAGGGAUCAUUUGAUAUUUCAGCAUUUUAAAAGACAAAAUCAAAUAAGAUUUCGGGCUUUGAAAAGUUAUUAAAAGUCUGUAUGUUCACGUAGCUUUGAUAUGUUUUCUGGCAUCCUUUACAAGCCCAUUGCUUGUGCACAUUUCUCUAUGUUACAUACUUUACAGAUGGGUAUAUUAUUUAUACAUAUGUUUUUCAAAAUAUAUUUAAAAAAUAAUUAAUCUAUUUCAUAAACAUAAUAUCAAAUGUAAAUAAAGUGCAUUUUAAAUUGUACACCAUAUAUUUCAAUAUAUGACAUUACUGCAGGAUUAGCGUUGUGAGUGGGCCUUAGGGAGCCAUGCUUGCCCUACCGCACCUCCUAGCCCGUCCAAAUAAAAUACAUGGUUGAAUGAAACUUUGCAAGACUUAGAUUUUUUUGUUGUUGUUACUAUAACACUAAUGUAUGAUAUUUGUCAAUUUUGAAAGUUUUAAUUACCGCAAAACAUUUUUUCUUGUUAAAAUAAAUAUGUCUCAAGAAAUUAUGACUGACAGGGAUUUAGACCUAUCAUAAAUGCAGCAUGAAGCUCAUUUCUCUUUUUGAUGAGUCAAAUUAAUAGUGGGCGGAGUGUUAUGUAAACAGCCUUGUGAUUGUUCGGAAUGUCAUGUUCAAGAGUAGGCUACCUUAACUUGUUUUCUUCAUCGUGGUCGAAAUGAAUAUUAAAAAUUGGUUUGCUAAAAAGAAUGCCUCAUCUGCUGCAACAAGUAGUCUUAAAACAUCUGGCCACAACACAGCAAGGAUAUGAAAUAAUUGACUCUUUAUUGAUAUGACAUGGACAUUCUCAACGGAUUCCUUCGUAUAGAGUGCAUUUGGAAAGUAUUCAGACCCAUUGACUUUUUCCACAUUUUUUUUAUUCUAAAAUGGAUUACAAUGUUUUUUCCCCUCCUCAAUCUACACACAAUACCCCGUAAUGACAAAGCAAAAACAGGUUUUUCGAAAUGUUUGAAAAUGUAUUUAAUUUUUUUUUUUUAAACUGAGAUCACAUUUACAUAAUUAUUCAGACCCUUUGUAUUUUGUUGAAGCAACUUUGUCAGAAAGUCCGGUCUCUGGCCACUGUUCUUGGGGACCUUCAAUGCGCCAGAAAUGUUUUGGUACCCUCCCCCAGAUCUGUGCCUCGACACAAUCCUAUCUCUGAGCUCUACGGACAAUUCCUUCACCCUCAUGGCUUGGUUUUUGCUCUGACAAACUGUCAACUGUGGGACCUUAUAUCGACCGGUGUGUGCCUUUCCAAAUCAUGUCCAAUCAAUUUAAUUUACUGCAGGUGGACUCCAAUCAAGUUGUAGAAACAUCUCAAGGUCGAAUAAGAUAUUUCAGUUUUUAUUUUGAUAAAUUUUGAUACAUUUUUUGCAAUAAAUUCAAAAAACCUGUUUUCGCUUUGUCAUUAUGGGGUAUUGUGUAUAGAUUGAUGGGGGAAACAAAUGUAUUUAAUACAUUUUAGAAUAAGACUGUGACAUAAACAAAAUGUGGAAAAAGUCAAAGGGUCUGAAUACUUUCCAGGAUGCUCUGUAUGUUAAAAUAAGAUGAUCUUUGUAUUUAAAGCAGUUGUUUUUCGUGUUGUUGUUAUUGUAACUUUUUGUGUCAUUAUUAUUGUAGUUUGGAAGCAAUGAAUUUGAUCGUAUAUGAUUAUUUGAUAAGAAUUUGUUAAUAAACUAUCAUUUUACCCAA
Molecule: messenger RNA, 4053 nt
Organism: Oncorhynchus keta (chum salmon)
Lineage: Eukaryota; Metazoa; Chordata; Actinopteri; Salmoniformes; Salmonidae
Product: protein transport protein Sec16A-like
Exons: 8
Coding region: 1399-2229 (276 amino acids)
Source: RefSeq, a predicted model, not a curated record